GCGCCGCGCCGCGCUCUCGCCAGUUGACGUAGGACCGCGAGCGAGGCAGCAGUGACGACUGUGACCACACUGUACGACUGUGACGAGUGCGCUGUAGGAAAGUAAAGUGAACCAAGCCAACAUGGACAAGCUGGCAGCCCUUGCCUGUGUGCUGCUCCUGGCCGGAGCGGCCGUCGCCCACCCAGGACGUCCAGCACCAUGGCGCCGAGCCUCUGAGGAGUCGCCGGACCGCGACGUCGAGGUGGUGGAGCCGGUGCGCGGCGGCGGAUCCCGCGCUGGCGGCCGCGGCGGCCUGGUGCCCGUCGAGGCCGACGCCAGCGACGAGAGCCCCCAGGAGGUGCCCGUCGGCAUCAUCAUCCGCGACCUCGGCAGCAUCGGGGGCUUCGGCGGCCUCGGCCUGGGCGGCUUCGGCCCCGUCAGGCCCGUCAUCGUGCGCACCCUGGGCCAGCCCGGGCCCCGCGACUCGACCGAGGACUCCGACGAGGAGCAGCCCGGCGGCUACCUGCACCCCUACUUCGUGGACCCGAUGAGCAACUUCAUGGCGCAGAUGGCUGAGAUGAUGGCCGCCAUGCGUCGCCAGAUGGCUGACGUGCUGAGCCGCGGAGGCAUCGACAGAGAAGAGGGGCCGGACUUCUCCAAGCUGGGCAACACCACCUCCACGACCAAGGUCGUCGACGGCCACGUCGUGACCGUCAACGAGACCGUCAUCGGCGGCGACGACGGCGACUCGGCCGUCCUGCACGUGCGCGUCGUGGACAUCCACCCCUCCGAGUCCCCCGCCGACGCCGAGGCCCCCGGCCAGGCGGCCACCCCCAGCAGCGCCCAGGACAAGGACAGCGACCGCGACGUGGAGCCCCUCGAGAGCAGCAACGAGGUGACGAGCAGGAAGCCCAGCCGCAGCGAGAACGAGAUCCCCAUGAAGCCCCUGAAGCGCUCCGUGCGCUCCACACAGAGGCGUGCCGCCCCCGCCCGUGCCCCCGCCCGCGGCGACAUGGCCUCGACCGGCGACGACGGCGACGACGACGACGACGUGCAGCAGUACCAGAUGCCCGUGUUCGAGCCCGACACGCAGCAGUCGCAGGUGCCCGUGUUCGACGUGCAGCAGCAACAAGUCCCCGUGUUCGACGUGCAGCAGCAGCAGGUCCCCGUGUUCGACAUGCAGCAGCAGCAGGUCCCCGUGUUCGACGUGCAGCAGCAAACGCAGCAGAGCGGCCAGCUGCGGCUGCUGCCCGCCGGCACCACCAACAACAACCAGGUCGACGGCUUCGACAAGCCGCGCCAGCAGGGCGACCUGAGCCGCGACACCCUCGUCAACGUGAUCCUGGAGCGGCAGCACCAGCGCGGCGGACUCAUCAUGGUGGACCCCGACGCCGAGCUGAUGGACGUCCGCGACGGCAAGGUGGUGCGCGCCUACAGCCCGGGCAGGCCCAGCAGGCCCGGCAGGCAGGCCCGCAGAACGGCGUCGCCGUCGUGGGAGACGUUGUCCUGGACGCGCUGAGUGCGGAGGCCCUGCCGGCCCUGCGCUUAGGCCGCCCACCGCGCGCCCGAGCCAGUUGGGAUGCCUACCCUGGCACCGCCAGGCGCUAGGACUCCACUGACUCCGCGAACCGCGCGCAGAACUUUCUCUCUCUUUUCGUGGCCAGGGCCACUCGAAACGGGACCACAGGAUACGAAGAACAUUCCGAAACGAAAAGUAGCAUUUCGUAUGUCAUUGUAAAUACGGUGGAGGACAGAUAGAAGGGUGGUGGCCACUUAUGAAGCAAAUGUGGCAACCUCUGUGAUAAAGGGAAAGAAAAGGGUUCAGUUUUUCUUUCGGUCACUAAAACAACGAAAAAGUAUUAGAGAGUAAACAGGUUACGAGUUAGAACUUUUGCCAAAGAUUUCAUCUAUGAGUCAAGUUUUUGUGUCAAGCAUUCUGAUUGAGUCCAGAAUGUACAUUGGAUCGUGGGCUGUCUAAGCAGAGACCGUAUUAUUCAAACAAAGGAUUAGUAUCAUCCUACACUAACAGAUGAACCUCUCAUAUUCUAUGGUUUCGUUAACCUUAUUUAUUAUGCAUAGUCGUUAUUGUCGAAACAUAUGUACAACUUUCAUUCAUUUGUAAAUGAGCGUAAAAUACAAAUAAAGUAUAAUUUAUCCUUGAA
This is a messenger RNA of Thrips palmi, 2141 nucleotides long. RefSeq lists its product as uncharacterized. Bases 122 to 1498 code for a protein of 458 amino acids. The record is from RefSeq and is a predicted model, not a curated record. The transcript is spliced from 5 exons. Lineage: Eukaryota; Metazoa; Arthropoda; Insecta; Thysanoptera; Thripidae.